This is a messenger RNA of Pieris brassicae (large cabbage white), 2145 nucleotides long. Its product is annotated as protein-L-histidine N-pros-methyltransferase. The record is from RefSeq and is a predicted model, not a curated record. Gene Ontology annotation, molecular function: protein-L-histidine N-pros-methyltransferase activity. NCBI's taxonomy places the organism in Eukaryota, Metazoa, Arthropoda, Insecta, Lepidoptera, Pieridae. The transcript has 6 exons. The coding region runs from base 177 to 1199 and encodes 340 amino acids.
UCGGAAUCGCAUCAAAAUAUACUUGAAGUUAGAACUUGUGAUUCAUAUUGUGCAAAAUCUUAUGUUUUUUGCUUUUAUUCUUAAAUAAUCAUCAAAAUGUAUAAUAUGGUAUUCAAUUUAUAUUACUAGCAAGCAAUUACAACACAUCAAAUCUUAACAGGCACAUAUAUUUCUUUAUGUUGAGGUUAUUAUUCGAAUACAGAGAAGUUUGUCCAAAACAUGAGCACUUUGAAUUACUUGAUUGGGAGUUAAAUUUACCUCUGGAAAGAAGAAUUAGGUAUGAAGAGAUGGCAAGUAGUGGAUUGAAUGGUUUAUACAGACCAAGAAGUGCUUUGGCUCGCGCUAUGUAUGAAAAACAUAGAAAUGAUAGAUAUCUUCAAGAAUUUGAUCAAAAUGAGUGGUACCAAGUAGACGAGAGCAAGCUGUCGCCCGAUCUUCAAGAGAAGUUCGUGCAGCUGCAUCCAGAUAAGGAGACACAGGAGUUCCUCUCCACCUCCAUCGACAAGUCGUCCUGGGUCUGGACCCAACUCUGGUACAUCCUAGCCAAGUCCUUCUUGAGGCACUUCUGGACUACAACUGACAUCAAUGGGUGGCUCGGUCGUGGUUCAAUGUUCGUGUUAUCCUCAGCUCAGACUAGAACACUGCUGAGCCGCGCUCGCGCUGGCCGAGGCGGGAUCGACAGGCAAUCUACGCUCGUCGAUAUCGGCGCGGGAGACGGUGAAGUAAGCCGUAGAUACGCAGACCUGUUUGGUACAAAGUAUGCCACCGAGAUAUCUGCCUCUAUGAGGAAAGUGCUCAGUGGCAAAGGGUUUACUGUGCUAGACGUGGAAGACUGGUGGAAGGGUCAAAAGUUCUCUUGUGUGUGCAUGAUGAAUUUGGUAGACCGCUGUAUGAGACCACGGACUAUGCUGCAGCAGGCCAGGGAAGCGCUCGCCCCAGACGGACUGUUGUUGCUGGCUCUUGUAUUGCCAUAUAAGGCGUAUGUUGAAGCGACAUCAGACCAUAAGCCAGAAGAAAGACUGCCCAUAACAGGCAUCACAUUCGAAGAACAGGUCUCCUCGUUUGUGGAGUUCAUGCGGGGUUUGGGCUGGGAGAUCGCUAGUUGGUCCAGAGUUCCAUAUCUUUGCGAAGGAGACUUUGCACAGGCUUAUUAUUGGCUUGACGACUCUAUAUAUGUCUUUAGACCAAUUGAACCUUAAAUCACCUAUGAUUAUAUCCUAUAUUUAUAUGCCUUUACAUCUAUGGAAAAAUACUUGAAGUGGUUUUGGACACAUAUUUCAAGGUACAAUACAUUCAGCUGUCUCAUUCCAUCACAUGGUUAAAUACAAUUUGGCGGAAAGAGACCAAUGAAGGCUUUAGUGACUGUAUUAUAUGAAUAAGGGUUAAAUACUGAGUUUAAUAACUAGUUUGAAGUAUAUUUGUAUUCAAAUGAUGCCAACGUGUAUGAGCAGCGCACAAAUAGUACAAACUAAAGUGGACAUUCCAAUUAAUUAAGACACUGAUUAUAAAGGCGUCAUUAUCGAAUAAAAAAAAAUUCAUUUCGAAUAAAAUAAUUAGAUUAUUUCGUCUAGGUUCGAUAUAAAAAAAACUGAUAACAUUCGUAUGGUUCUGCAUUACACAGCUAUACGGUAAUAAUACGUAUACGCACGUAUUAAUACGUAUACCACUUCAAAUGCUACUAAAACGGACCAUAAGAAAUUUCAACCAAUUUUUCAGUUCAUUAAUUAUCCCUUGACGUCACUCCCUCUACCCGAUAAAGUACAUCGAAAAACUGAUCAAUGAGUAUUUUAAAAGAUUAUCUUAGUAAAUUGGGUAAACUAACAUUAUUAUACUUAUAUUCUUCAUCGAUGUUUAAAAUUAAGCACUCUCAAACUAUGUGAAACUAUGAUAUUUAAAAUAUCUUUAAAAUUCUAGAUGUGCUGAUAAUUGUUUUGCAUAACCAUGAAUGUUAUAUUAUUUGAGUGUCAAAUUCCUAUUACGUACGAUUAACAUAACAACAUUAAAAGUACUAAAGUGUUUUCUUAUUCAAUUAUUUAUAAGUUCAAUAGCUAUUUGCAAAGACACUAAGUUAAUAAGAUUUCAUGUGAUCAAAUGUGGUCAUCACCAUAGUAAUUUCAUGAAAUGGAAUGUUUAAGAAUAUCAGAA